CGUUGAGUGGCGGCGUGUUUGAAAGAUGAGCAGCAAGUCGUCUGAUCUCGAUAUAGACCUCAAAGUCGAAAUACUGAAGAAGAAGUACUUAGAGAAAAGAAACGGGGUUUCUGAUACCGUGAAACCAUCAGUAAGUGCGACCACGUUAGAAGCUGGACACAGCGGUGCAAAGAGUGCGAAACAUGACACGAUCCCCAGAAAGGAGGAAGACCCAGAAAAGAUUUCCAGGUAUGGCGAAAUUAAGCACUACAGCAAGGCUCUCAAAGAACUUUUACAGGCUGUUUCAAGUCACCCUCAAAGUGAUAGUAUUUCAGGCAGUGAAGAUGAGCUUAGUGAUCAAACCAACUCCUUUGAAGGAACACGAAUCCCGUGUUCAGAGACAGAUGUGACACUGCCUUCCAAUCUUGUGUGUACAUCCAACUCAUCUGUGACUGAACCUGUGUGGCUUGUCAGAAGAGAGGAGCUGAGGGAUCAAACACAGCGCUUGACUGCGAGCCCAGCAGCUGUGGCUCAGGUGUUCCAGGAGAUGCUUGAGAUUUAUGAGAAGCUGCAGAUGGAGAGGCUCAGCCAGCAGGCCUGGGCAGCAGGGCUGCGUGAACAGGAGCACCAACUCCAGCAGAGAGAGGCGCGUCUCCUCCAGCACCACAGCACCAUCUGCAGACUGCGUGGGGUUGAGGGAGAAGUGAUUGGCCGUGUCCACACGCUGCAGCAGCAAUACCAGCAACAAAUAGAGACCCUGAGGACUGCUCUGAAAGAAAAAACCAAAGAAAAUAAAAGAAUCAAAUCCAGCUUUGGUUCCAUCAAGGAACUAAAUUAUACCAUGAAAAAACAGCUGGAUGAUGUCACUGAACAGAACCGGAGGCUGGAGAAUCAGUCUCGAAAGGUUCAGGCUCGUCUGGACAACCUGCAGAGAAAGUAUGAGUACAGUGUUGCACACAAAAGGCGGGAAAAUGUUGUUCCCAAGUCAUGUGACCCCAACCCUCCUAAACAGGACAGACCUCUGCCUUCCAGCAAAGCUAGCAAGUCCCCCUCACGCUGCUCCAUGCUGAAACUGCUGGCAGCUAUGCUCGACUGGGUUGUGGACGGCCAGCUCGCUCGGUCUGAAGAAGGGGAGAAGGAGGGAAUGUUGGAGCAGUACAUAGACCCGCAUCCUUCCCUGCACGAACGCUGCUCCAGGGUCCUCCCAGUGCUGGUGCAGCAGCUCCAACAGACUGCCAGGACUGAGGCUUCUCUGCAGUUACCACUACUGCGCUUCACCUACUACUGUCUCUCACAGCUAGAGCACAGCACGCAGCACCCGCCAUUGACCUCCACAUUGCGGAGACUGGGGGAGGAGGUGUCCUGUGGUCAGGGUGGAGGGGACAGGAGCAGGUCCCACCCACUCUUCAAGAGCUCCUGCCUUCACACGCGUUUCCUGUCUAGCCUGAUCGUCCUGAGAACCGUCAGCCUGGUGGGGAUCGUGACUCAAGCUACUGAUGUUCUGCAUGAUGAUGUGGGAAUGGAGGACGGAAAAGCUUUCUUCUUGAAGUACCAGGCGCUGGCAGUCAUUUUGGCUGUUUUGAGGGCAGGAAAUCCAAGUCUGCAAGUUCGGGCCAUGGACAUCCUGCUGCAGAUGGGUGCUGAGUCACGAUACCUUCCAAGCUUCCUUCAGGCAUGCAGCACAGAGCAGUUCUUCCGCUGGGCCUCCACAUUCCUGCGCAGCACCCGCCUGGACCUCACCCUCGCCGAGAAACUCAGCAUCCUGCUUCAGAAGCUCUCGGGCAUCAGAAAGAACAAGCGUCUGUUUGAAGCGUUCUCACUGCAUCUGCUCCUGCAGGAGAUGCACAGGACCACCAACCCUGCACAUGCCUUCUUGACCAUCAACCUCAGCUCCAUUCUCCUCAACCUGGGCAUGCCCACACGUCCCUGACACAGGCCUGACACUCCUCAACCUGGGCAUGCCCACACGCCCCUUACACGGGCCUGACACUCUUCAGCCUGGGCAUGCCCACACGCCCCUUACACGGGCCUGACACUCUUCAGCCUGGGCAUGCCCACACAUCCCUGACACGGGCCUGACACUCUUCAACCUGGGCAUGCCCACAGCCACCAAACCCACUCAGCCCCACUUGUGAAUAUAAAUGGGCUCAGUUUUUUUUUUUUUAGAUGCACUAAUUAGUGCAUUUUACAUAAUCAUGGCUUCUGAUUUGACGAAUUGUCACUGGCACUGUUUUUACAAACACUUGAUUUGAUGAGAAGACAACAGAUAAAAGUGUGUUUGGGUAAGUUUCCUGAGUAAGAGCGUUUGUAACCUCUAACUUUUCAGGGAUACACUUGGUGUUGAGGUUCCCUUAACUAACAUUAUUUACAGUACUAAUUAACAUUACCAAGCCAUUAACUUUAGUAUUAACAAGCCUUAUGUAAUGUAACUCAGAUCAUUGGAAACUCAAAGGACACCAUGUCACCUUGUAUAAUAACAGCUCUGCCUUUUUAUCUCUGUCAACAUUGUGUUUGCCUGGAGCCAUCAAUGAACACUAUUAAAAAAGGUCAUUAUUGCUUUGCUAACACUGUUUAUAAUUUUAAUCCUAAUGUUUAUAGUUUGUUAAUGUUGCAUAAGGCUAUAAGUGAUGUUGGUUAAUGGAACCUGAAUGUAAAGUGUCAUUCACACUGGUAAAGUAAAGCCAUUAAUAGUGACCUCCUGCUUCUUAUUAGUUGUAAAUACCACUGUUAAACUUUAUAGUACUUUACAGCUGAUCUCCGGUUUAUCCCUGUGCUUGGAUCAGCCCUGACCUCUGCAGCAAGUGAGGGCUUCACGUACAACCAGUUACAGCUUACAUCUUAGCUAACACUGAUCACCAAUCUGGUAUUUAGGUUAUUCUUGUGCUGAUUACAAAUUCAAGCUUGAGGUAACUUAUUCAGUAUUUAUAUGUAUGUGGGUUUGAAAAAGUCUCCCUUGUCCGUUUUUAUUUUGUUGUUGUUGUUGUUUUUUAAUGACUAAUUAUUUGUUACUAAAUAAAAUGUAUGCAACACCUA
Messenger RNA from Electrophorus electricus (electric eel), 3012 nucleotides. RefSeq names its product coiled-coil domain containing 138 (gene ccdc138). The record is from RefSeq and is a predicted model, not a curated record. Lineage: Eukaryota; Metazoa; Chordata; Actinopteri; Gymnotiformes; Gymnotidae.